UUCCUCUCUCUCUCUCUCUCAAGCAUUUUUUUUUCAUUUUUUCCUCCUGCUUUUUAUGUGGCAGAAAUGAAUUUAGUGGUGGACAAAAGUUGUCAUUCUGGGAUGAAGCAUUCAUCAUGUGUUGCUGAAUGCUGAUUCAUUUGGCCCCAUUUUGAAUUUGCUGACUUUUGCUUUCUCUCGUUUAACUCUUGUGAAUCAUGGUGACCAAAGGGAAUCCUGGAGACAAUAGGAAUAAAAGCUCGGUGUCUACGUUCAUUGUAGCUGGCCUUUGUUGUGUAUUUUUUCUUUUAGGAGCAUGGCAAAGGAGUGGCUCUGGGAAGGGAGACAACAUAGCAUAUGAGAUAACAAAAAAUGCUAAAGCUUGCAGUAUUCUAGGCAAUUUAGAAUUUGAAACACAUCAUGGCAAUAAAGCAGUUAAUGAUUCAAUGUUAGAAGUUAAGGAAUAUAAGCCUUGCGAUGAUCGAUAUAUUGAUUAUACUCCGUGUCAAGAUCAAGCGCGGGCAAUGACAUUUCCUCGGGAAGAUAUGAACUAUAGGGAGAGGCAUUGUCCAUCAGAGCAAGAGAAACUUCAUUGUCUUAUUCCAGCCCCAAAAGGAUAUGUGACUCCUUUUAGAUGGCCAAAGAGUCGUGACUAUGUACCUUAUGCAAAUGCACCUCACAAGAGCUUGACUGUUGAGAAAGCAGUUCAGAACUGGGUUCAGUAUGAAGGAAAUGUGUUUAAAUUCCCUGGUGGUGGAACACAAUUCCCUCAUGGUGCGGAUGCAUAUAUUGAACAACUAGCAUCUGUAAUUCCAAUAAAUGAUGGAACAGUUAGAACUGCAUUAGAUACUGGAUGUGGGGUAGCGAGUUGGGGUGCUUAUCUGUUCAAGAAGAAUGUUAUAACCAUGUCAUUUGCACCGAGAGAUUCACAUGAAGCACAAGUUCAAUUUGCUCUGGAAAGAGGUGUCCCAGCAGUUAUUGGUGUACUUGGAACUAUAAAGCUCCCGUACCCUUCCAGGGCAUUUGAUAUGGCUCACUGUUCUCGUUGCUUGAUUCCAUGGGGAGCAAAUGAUGGUAAAUAUAUGAUGGAAGUUGAUCGAGUGCUUAGACCUGGAGGAUAUUGGAUACUUUCUGGCCCUCCCAUCAACUGGAGAAACAGUUAUCAAGCAUGGCAACGUCCUAAAGAAGAACUUCAGGAGGAACAGAGGAAGAUUGAAGAGAUCGCUGAACUGCUUUGUUGGGAAAAGAAGCAUGAGAAGGGUGAAACUGCAAUAUGGAGGAAAAGAAUAAAUGAAGAUUACUGCAGUCGUGGAGACUCUCGUGUUACCAAGUGCAGAUCAGUGGAUGCUGAUAAUGUUUGGUACAAGAAAAUGGAGAAUUGUGUGACACCCUAUCCUGAGACAAGAAGUCAGGAAGAAGUUGCUGGUGGUGAAUUGAAGCCUUUCCCGGAAAGACUUCAUGCUAUUCCUCCAAGAGUAGAUAGUGGAUCAAUUCCUGGCGUGUCUAUUGACUCAUUUCAGGAGGACAACAGAUUAUGGAAGAAGCACAUGAGUGCCUAUAGAAGGAUAAAUAAGCUCCUUGAUUCUGGGCGAUACCGCAAUGUGAUGGAUAUGAAUGCUGGCCUGGGUAGUUUUGCCGCAGCAUUUGAAUCCCCAAAACUAUGGGUCAUGAAUGUUAUGCCAACGAUAGCUGACAGAGAUACUUUAGGAGUAAUUUUUGAGAGAGGAUUGAUUGGCAUAUACCAUGAUUGGUGCGAAGCCUUCUCCACUUAUCCCAGGACGUAUGACCUUAUUCAUGCCGAAGGAGUUUUCAGCUUGUACAAGGACAAAUGUAAUACGGAAGAUAUUCUUUUAGAGAUGGAUCGAAUCCUACGACCAGAAGGAGCGGUUAUACUACGAGAUCAUGCUGAUGUAUUAACAGAGGUGAAGAGAAUCAUUGCAGGUAUGAGGUGGAAUAUGAAAAUGUAUGAUCAUGAGGAUGGCCCUUUGGUUCCCGAAAAGAUAUUAGUUGCUGUUAAAAAGUAUUGGGUUGCUGGGGAUAAAAACUCGACGUUUUCAUAGUGUUGCGAUAGAGAAAGAGGAUUGGUAACAUUUGGCAGAUAUUACUGGCCAAGGCUUUUUUACUGCAGGUGCAAAGCCAAAACAUUUUUGGACACGCAGCUUUUAAGAAUUUAACCUUAGGGAGAAGAUGGUUAGCUCUGUCGAUAAAUCAUCAGGUUCACUUGUGUAGUUAUAGAUGAAGAUCAAAGGAUCUUCUCAUUGUCCUAUCAUAGUUCCCUCUUUUGUUUUUAACGAUAUUUUCUUUUCUGGCCUCAGAAUGAUUUCUUUCCUUUAGUUACUGGCAGUUUUGGUCUCUUUGUAGCCCUUCUUUCAAAAGGAGGGAAAAAGGAGUAGGGAUUCCACGUGCAUAUUUUCUAAUCUGUGGUUUUAGUUCUUCUGGAAAUGUAUCAUGUAUAGUUCUUGCAUCAGAAAAGAAGACAAAUUACUUUGAUUGCUUUGUGAAA
Molecule: messenger RNA, 2482 nt
Organism: Coffea eugenioides
Lineage: Eukaryota; Viridiplantae; Streptophyta; Magnoliopsida; Gentianales; Rubiaceae
Product: probable methyltransferase PMT2
Exons: 7
Coding region: 198-2039 (613 amino acids)
Cellular component (GO): cytoplasm; trans-Golgi network; endosome
Molecular function (GO): methyltransferase activity
Source: RefSeq, a predicted model, not a curated record